GGGAGGGGAGGAAAAAUGAGGGGAGGGGGCGUUUCCCCCCAAGUCCGGAAAGCGGAGGGAGGGACGACGCUCCUUUCCAGGCUUCGGAAGACGAAUCUAGAAGAUUAAUCAGCAUUAAUCGAUCACCUCAAGGAACGUGACGUCACAGCCAAGAUUCGUGACAUCACAAUGGCCGGUCCACUUCGCAAAGGAAUCCACGAGCUUUUCCCCGCCUCCGCCUCCGCCUCUCAGGGAAUUGGACUUAUUUACAUAUUGAUAAGGGCAAAGGCCCAAAGCGUCAGGCGGGGCGUGGUGGCGUCAUCACGCCCCUCAUUGACGGAGUAGCGCAUGCGCACAGGUUCCCACCCCGCCCACGGUCAACCGGCUACGACGCGCGCGUGCACCGAGGGCUCGCGCCCCGGUGUCACCCGGCCUGGCCGUGACGCACGUGCGGCCGCCAAGAUGGUGGUGGGCGCGUUCCCCAUGGCGAAGCUGCUGUACCUGGGCGUGCGGCAGCUCAGCAAGCCGCUGGCCCAAAGGAUUAAGGAGGGGGCGCGCCGGAGCCAAUUCUUCCGGAACUACGUCUGCCUGCCACCCGCCCAGCUGUACCACUGGGUGGAAAUGCGGACAAAGAUGCGGAUCCUGGGCUUCCGGGGAAGCACCAUCAAGCCCCUCAACGAGGAGGCUGCGGCCGACCUGGGGGCCGAGCUGCUGGGGGAGGCCACCAUCUUCCUGGUGGGCGGCGGCUGCCUGGUCAUGGAGUAUGUGCGCCACUCCUCCCAGAACAAGCGCAAGGAGGAGGAGCAGCAGCUGGUGAUGGAGUCCUUUCAGCACGAGCUCAACUUUCUCACCCUGAACGUAGAAACCCUGCAGACUCAGCAGGCCGAGAUCUCCCGGAACCUGGAGACCAUCAAGGGGCUAGAGACCCAGAUCAAAGAGCUCAGGGAACUCCUGGAGAAAAAGAAAUAGAGGCUCCUCUGGUUCCAGGGGGGCCAUGGCCAUCUCCCCCCACGCACCAGCCCUGCCGGGGAAGCCUUCUCGGGCCCCCUCCGAGGGGAUUGUUGCCAACACGGUCCCUCACACCCUUGGCCCCAACCACUUCUUGGGGCAUUUGCGGCCCGUGUGACAUUUCCCCUCUCCCCACCUGCUUCCUUCUUUGAGGAUGGGCCAGACUUUCCACUUCAUUUUCCUCUGUCACGUCCUGGGAGUAAAAAAUUGGCCAGUGUGCUGCUCUCCUGUGGUCGUAUCCACCUCCCACCGCACCCCUGCCCCCGUUGGCGUCUUCUCCCCAGUUCCCCAGGCAACUCCCUCCUGCCUCCCUUCUCCCUGUGCAUCCCGUCCAGAAGUCUCGGCUCCCACAAGGGGGGGGGGGGGGGAGGUUUCCAUCCUUCCCCCUUGGAGCCUUUCAGGGCCUGCCUGUGAUUUCUACAUCCCCCCUUCUUUGACCCAUGGAGAAGUCUCUUGGAGGCACCUUAGUGGCAAUCUCACCCCACCCCACUCCCCACCAGCCCUCCUUGGAUUAUCUCCAUUCCUGGCUUGGAUGGGGGGGGGGGGGUCUCAUGUCCUUUUUUCUUGGGCUGGGUCUGAGAAUCCCUCAGCCCAGCCUCCUGUUACCCGGAACCUGCUCCCAUGGAUCCCACCUUCCCAAGAUUCCGUCCACAUUUUAUCCUUCUCUCCCCGGUCAGGGGCAGGAGUGACCCCACCGGUCCAAAAUCCCAGGGGGAAAACCUGCUCCCCGUCCUCCUCCCGGGUACAUGAGAGCCCUGGAUUUUGUCAGGGCUCCUCUGCCUUCCCACGGGGUGGAGGUGGGGCACCGCCCCCUUGGAGGAAGCUGGGUUUGGGGCAGAUCUCUGGGCCGGUUCUAUUUUUUACAACUGUAAAUACUUCACAAUUAAAGCGGGGGCCGUCCUCGCCGGGUCAGUA
Messenger RNA from Sarcophilus harrisii (Tasmanian devil), 1902 nucleotides. It is a transcript of the gene OPA3, whose product is annotated as outer mitochondrial membrane lipid metabolism regulator OPA3. Gene Ontology annotation, cellular component: mitochondrion. The record is from RefSeq and is a predicted model, not a curated record. The transcript is spliced from 2 exons. Gene Ontology annotation, biological process: regulation of lipid metabolic process. Lineage: Eukaryota; Metazoa; Chordata; Mammalia; Dasyuromorphia; Dasyuridae. Bases 328 to 948 code for a protein of 206 amino acids.